GUUCGCCGAGUACCCGUAUGUCACAUAUAUAAAGCAGUCAAGGCUGUAUUUCCUUCUUUUCAAGCGCUUUUAUCGAUAGAGAAGGAGUCUUGGAUCCUGGUUCACCGCUGUUCGCUCAAUUCAAUUACGAAUAAGUCGACCGGGAGCGUUUAAUCAUGGCAUUUAAGGACACUGGCAAGGCACCUGUGGAGGCUGAGGUUGCAAUCCACCGCAUCAGAAUCACCCUGACAAGCCGCAAUGUGAAGUCUCUGGAAAAGGUUUGCGCAGACCUGAUCCGUGGUGCCAAGGAGAAAAACCUGAAGGUGAAGGGGCCUGUUCGCAUGCCAACCAAGACUCUGCGCAUCACAACCAGGAAGACUCCUUGUGGUGAAGGUUCCAAGACCUGGGAUCGUUUUCAAAUGCGUAUCCACAAGCGUCUGAUCGAUCUGCACAGCCCAUCUGAGAUCGUCAAGCAGAUCACGUCCAUCAGCAUUGAACCUGGUGUAGAAGUUGAGGUUACAAUUGCAGAUGCAUAAAUUCUUUAUCGGAUGCAAUAAAGAUGAUAAAAGAA
This is a messenger RNA of Acipenser ruthenus (sterlet), 550 nucleotides long. It is a transcript of the gene rps20, whose product is annotated as ribosomal protein S20. Gene Ontology annotation, molecular function: RNA binding; structural constituent of ribosome. Gene Ontology annotation, cellular component: cytosolic small ribosomal subunit; ribosome. Bases 156 to 515 code for a protein of 119 amino acids. Lineage: Eukaryota; Metazoa; Chordata; Actinopteri; Acipenseriformes; Acipenseridae. The transcript is spliced from 4 exons. Gene Ontology annotation, biological process: translation. The record is from RefSeq and is a predicted model, not a curated record.